Molecule: messenger RNA, 3934 nt
Organism: Diorhabda carinulata
Lineage: Eukaryota; Metazoa; Arthropoda; Insecta; Coleoptera; Chrysomelidae
Gene: S6kII
Product: ribosomal protein S6 kinase 2 beta
Exons: 13
Coding region: 364-2595 (743 amino acids)
Biological process (GO): protein phosphorylation; intracellular signal transduction
Molecular function (GO): ATP binding; ribosomal protein S6 kinase activity; magnesium ion binding
Source: RefSeq, a predicted model, not a curated record
GUCUUGUAUUUUAGAGGUGGGAAUACCUAUUUCCAUAUGUUGAAAGGUCGAAUUUUGAAAUCAAUAUAAUAACAUUAAUUGAAAGACUUAAUUAUUUGGUUGCUGUUUUAUUUACAGUAGAGGUUGAAGUAACGUAUAAAUCGAUGAUUUUUUAUUUUUUUAUUUAAUAAUUAGUUAUUUUGUAACUGAAUGUGCUCCAUCUAUAAGAACGUUAUUGAAAUAACUAACCAUCACUAGUAAAUAUAUAUAUGUAUUUUUUUAACAAGUAUCUGGCUUGGUCAAAAGUUAAAGUUUUUGCUAGCCAUUUUUGCUGAAAAUAGUGAUGUGAAAAGAAUAAUAUAGUUUUUUUUAAAAGAAAUUACUAUGCCGUUAGCAAAUUCGGGAGAACCAUGGCAAAUUCAUCACGCCGAUACAGAGUCUCAGUCUGGAGACGCUGAAGAACAAAAUUCCACAGAAGAUUCCGGACCUAAUGAAGGAGAACAUGAAAUCGAGCUUGGGGAAUUGGUGCGAGACGGUCACGACAAAGCGGACCCCUCCCAGUUCGAACUGCUCAAAGUCCUCGGAGAAGGUUCCUUCGGGAAAGUAUUUUUGGCCAGAAAAGUGGUCGGAACGGAUGCUGGCACUUUAUACGCCAUGAAAGUACUAAAAAAGGCUACGUUGAGAGUUCGAGAUAGACACCGUACGAAAAUGGAAAGAAACAUUUUAGUGGACGUCGAACAUCCUUUCAUAGUAAAACUCCAUUACGCCUUUCAGACCGAAGGAAAACUCUAUUUGGUGUUGGAUUUUCUCAGAGGUGGAGAUUUAUUUUCUAGGUUAAGUAAAGAGGUUAUGUUCACAGAAGAAGACGUAAAAUUUUAUCUAGCCGAAUUGGCGCUAGCUCUAAACCACUUACAUUCACUAGGGAUCAUUUACAGGGAUCUGAAACCUGAAAAUGUUCUAUUAGAUUCAGACGGACACAUAGCUCUGACAGAUUUCGGUCUCUCUAAAUCCCCCUUGGAAGAAGGAAAAGCCUACAGUUUUUGCGGGACGGUGGAGUAUAUGGCGCCGGAGGUAAUAAAUCGAAAAGGACAUACUUUCGCGGCGGAUUGGUGGUCGUUCGGAGUACUAAUGUACGAAAUGUUGACUGGUACUUUACCAUUUCAAGGUACAAAUCGUCGGGAAACCAUGAGUCAGAUACUGAAAGCUAAAUUGGGUAUGCCGGCUAAUCUUAGUCCGGAAGCCCAAAGCCUUUUGAGAGUUUUGUUUAAAAGGAAUCCGCUCAACAGGUUAUGUUCCGGUCCCGGCGGUAUAGAAGAUUUGAAAAACCACGAAUUUUUCGCUACUAUCGAUUUCGAUGCUUUGUUAACGAAAAAUAUAAGACCGCCGUUUCAACCUGCCGUUUGUGGUCCGGAAGAUGCUUAUUUCGAUUCGGAAUUUACCAGUAGAACGCCGAGGGAUUCGCCCGGAGUGCCCGCCAGUGCCAACGCUCACGAAUUAUUUAGAGGAUUUAGUUUCAUUGCUCCAUGUUUGUUGGAAAACGGUAAUAUGCCGAAAAAAAUGGAAACCCCAAUGUAUUCAGUAAGAAUGAACGAUCGUAAUUUUUUCGACGAUUACGUCCUUUUAGACCGUAUCGGUGUAGGUAGUUAUAGCGUUUGUAAAUUGGGUAGACAUAAAACGACAGGACAACAAUACGCCAUAAAGAUCAUUAACAAAUCGGUAUUCGACUGUAGAGAAGAGGUGGAGAUAUUAGCGCGAUACGGUAAACACCCCGGUAUUGUUUCUUUGAAAACUGUUUAUGAAGAUGCCAAUAAAGUGUAUUUGGUACUACAGUUGCUCAAAGGGGGCGAUUUAUUAGACUAUAUUGUAACAAGGAGGAUUCUUACUGAAUACGAAGCCGCUACAGUUUUAAAAUCUUUAGCUUCGGCAGUAGCGUAUUUACACGAAAACGGUGUAGUUCAUCGAGAUUUAAAACCCGCUAAUAUUUUGUUUGCAACUGAAGAUAAAUGUUUGGAAAGUGUUACGAUCUGUGAUAUGGGUUUUGCCAAACAGUUAAGAGCAGAAAACGGACUUCUAGUGACUCCUUGUUACACAGCGAAUUACGUAGCUCCGGAAGUAUUAAAAAGACAAGGAUACGACGCCGCUUGCGACAUAUGGUCUUUAGGAGUAAUUUUGUAUAUAAUGUUAUCGGGUAGAUGUCCUUUCAGUACGACCAAUAAAGACAGUCCUCAGAAGAUAUUGAAAAGGAUCGGAUCUGGAAUAAUCGAUUUACAGAACGGUAAAUUAUCGGAAAUAAGUAACGAAGCGAAGUUAUUAGUAACGGAAAUGCUGCACAUUUUACCGGAAAAACGUCCUACUGCCGCACAGCUCGUGAAACAUCCUUGGGUGAAACGUUCAUCGGCUUUAUAUCAACAACAUCACAAAUUACAACCGCGUAAUUCGGAAGUGGCCGUUCAAGAACCUCACCUCAAGGAGGCGGUCGCAGCGACGUUUCGAGCGAUAGCUACGUCUCCUCAGAUAGCCCAUCUUGGUCCUGUAGCCAUGUCCGAAUUGGCUAGGAGAAGAUUUAGGGAUAAAGCGUUGAAUCGAGUGACCGAGCAAGCGAGAAAAGUGGAUUGAACUUGAACGGAUGCGGAUUUGGUUGAAAUGUUCAGGUUUUGUGUAAAUACGGUGGUGCAUAUCGAUGAUACACUGUUCCAAGAAAUUUAGGGUUGAUUCUUUCACGGUUAGAUAUAUAUUUGUAGUAUUUUGUCCUCAUCUUGAACUAUUUGCUUGAAAAAGUUACAUUUCGUUCUUAAAAUGAUUUUUUUUUACUACCCAAAUAGACUAUAACUCUUUCUGGAUGUUCGGGUAUCCUCUCUUGUUGUAAGUUGGUAGUUCAAAUGUACCCUAAUGGAGGUUAUCAAAUAUUGUUACAGGAUCUUAUUUAUUUUUUGAGUUUCGUAUUUUUUUGUUGCUUUUUCUUUUUGUUGAAGGGUUUUUUAUUGUUUUUGUAUCCUCCAAACAGACUAUAACGUUUUUUAACCAUUGAAUAUUUUCUUUUUUUCUGUAUCAAAUUGUUUAAGGUUGUAACGAAACUACGAUUUUAAUAAAAUGGAAACAAUGGGUAGUUCAAAUGUACCCUAAUAUAAGUCAUCAUUUUUCUAAUUGAUUAAAAUUGAAUGGUUUUUUUUAUAUCAAUACGAAAUAAUUAAUUUAUCUUUAAUAAUUUUACUCUUUUUUUGUCUAAAAAUUGUCAAACUUUGAUAUUUUUUUAUAUUCCAAUUGUUUUGAGCCAUUUUUUUUCUUAAAAAAUUUUUAUAUAGACCUUUUUACUUUCCAAAUAGACUAUAACACUUUUACCAAAGUAAAUUUCUUUCUAUUGAUCUUUUUAUCCUCUUUAAACAUAAUUUUCUACAAAUUUCAUCGCAAUUAAAGUCAUUUUCCAAAAAAAUUAACAUGUUUUCUUGUUUAUUUUCGUUGUAUCACUUUUUUCUAAUUAUUUUUCAUAUAAAAAAGCCUAGUAAUUUGAAUCUACAACCAAAUUUCAUAAAACCAUUUUGUUAUCAAAUAUCUUUAUAGAACCAAAUAUAAUUUAAAAAAAGUUUUUUUUUUGGUAUAAAUCAUAAUUUCAAAAUUUUUCACCAAAAGAUUUCAUCAAAACUAAUUUCUUUAUGGAAAUAUUAUUCGUAAACUUCCCAAACACACUAUAACAAAUUUUAGCCAUCAAAUAAUCUCUUAUUGUUCAUUUUCUUCAACUUCAAUAACAUUAAUCAAAUCCCAAACAAUUUUACGCAAAUAGUAGUUCAAAUGUACCCAAAACCCAGCGAGUCUUUUAUCAAAUUUUUUUCGAAAUUCUAUGAUACUAUUUUUUUGGGGUAGUGUAUCUUUUUAAUUAUAAAAUCGUUCCUCUAAUUAUUCGCUAAUGUGCUGCUGUGCCGAAAAAAAAUUGUAAAUAAAUAUCAAUACUGCUCUGGAA